Messenger RNA from Cheilinus undulatus (humphead wrasse), 4667 nucleotides. It is a transcript of the gene megf11, whose product is annotated as multiple EGF-like-domains 11. The transcript is spliced from 27 exons. NCBI's taxonomy places the organism in Eukaryota, Metazoa, Chordata, Actinopteri, Labriformes, Labridae. Bases 349 to 3750 code for a protein of 1133 amino acids. Gene Ontology annotation, molecular function: protein binding. The record is from RefSeq and is a predicted model, not a curated record. Gene Ontology annotation, cellular component: membrane.
UCCCCUCUCCCAAACAUCUCACUUUCGCUGUAUGCCACUUUUUAAACACGCCGGUUUCAACUCCACAGACUUCUUGCCUCAUAACCUGCCUUCUUUUUGACUUUUUUUCACGCUUAUAAAACAUUCAGUAUCGCGUUUCACCGUGGAGCAGCUGAACGGUGUCUACCUGAGGGCAAUAACUUUACAGCUCAAGUCUCCUGAAGGAUCUGUGACUUGUCAUCACCUCUCACAGCCAAGUGUGUAUGUGCGUGUGUGUCAGGGCACAGUAGCGCUUCUGUCACUUUGUGCUUCCAGAGGCUCACAGAAGAAAAACCCCAGGGACCACAGGCUGGAAGAUUAGGGUGAAGAAUGGGGUUAUCUGCUGCCUUGCCGGCCCUUCUGCUUGUUCUUGGCCUGACCACCAAUGUAUGGACUCUGAACCCAGAUGACCCCAAUGUCUGCAGCCACUGGGAGAGCUACGCUGUGACCGUCCAGGAAUCCUACGCUCACCCUUUUGACCAAAUCUACUACACCAGAUGCACCGACAUCCUCAACUGGUUUAAAUGCACACGGCACAGGAUCAGCUAUAAGACGGCUUACCGGCGGGGAGUGAGGACCAUGUAUAGGCGCCGCUCGCAGUGUUGCCCUGGUUACUUUGAGAGCGGAGACUUGUGCGUUCCUCUGUGUACAGAGGAGUGUGUUCACGGCCGCUGUGUGUCUCCGGAUACAUGCCAGUGUGAGCCUGGAUGGGGCGGACUGGACUGCUCCAGUGCAAACACAGCCAACGGAACAGGCUGUGAGAGCGACUACUGGGGACCUCACUGCAGUAAUCGCUGCCAGUGCCAGAACGGGGCCAAGUGUAACCCCAUCACAGGUGCCUGCAUCUGCACUGAUGGGUACCAGGGAUGGCGUUGUGAGGAGCCCUGUGAGCACGGAUACUAUGGCAAGGCGUGCCAGCUUCCUUGCCAAUGUCUCAACGGUGCCACCUGCAAUCACGAGACAGGAGAGUGCAUCUGUGCAGCCGGGUAUUCAGGAGCUUUCUGUGGAGAGCGCUGCCCCUCGGGGAGUCAUGGGCCUCAGUGUGAGCAGCGCUGCCCCUGUCAGAACGGAGGGACGUGCCACCACAUAACGGGAGAUUGUUCCUGUCCUGCUGGAUGGACGGGUUCGGUUUGUGCCCAGCCAUGCCCUCUCGGCAAGUACGGCAUUAACUGCAGCAAGGACUGUUCCUGUCGUAACGGUGGGCUGUGUGACCACGUCACUGGGCAGUGCAAGUGUCCAGCUGGCUUCAGUGGACGCAGGUGCCAGGAUGACUGUCCUGUAGGUACCUUUGGUCCGCAGUGUAACCAGAAGUGUGAGUGUCAGAAUGGAGCCAAGUGUCACCACAUCAAUGGAGCCUGUCUGUGUGAAACAGGCUUUAAAGGUCCUAAUUGCCGAGAGAGAUUCUGUCCUCCGGGCCUCUACGGUCACAUCUGUGACAAGUACUGCCCCUGUAAUACCAGCAACACAGUGAGCUGCCAUCCGCUCUCUGGUGAAUGCACCUGCUCAGCGGGAUGGACGGGGCUCUACUGUAAUGAGACCUGUCCGCCUGGAUACUAUGGAGAGGGAUGCAUGCUGUCUUGCAGCUGCACCAAUGGCGCUGACUGCCAUCCUGUCACAGGUGGCUGUAUAUGUGCCCCUGGGUUCAUGGGUGAGGACUGCGCUACAGCCUGUCCUCCUGGUCUGUACGGACCAAGCUGCAUGUCCACCUGCUCCUGCCACAAUCACGCAUCCUGCUCCUCAGUCGAUGGCUCCUGCGUCUGCAGGGAAGGCUGGCAGGGUGUGGACUGCUCCAUUCUCUGCUCCAGUGGCACAUGGGGUCUGGGCUGUAAUCAGACAUGUCUGUGUGCAAAUGGGGCUGCAUGUGACCCUGUGGACGGUACCUGUACAUGUUCUCCGGGGUGGAGAGGAGAGCACUGUGACGAAUCCUGCCCUGAUGGCAACUAUGGGCUGGAGUGUCGUGAGCGCUGUGACUGCAGCCACGCUGAUGGCUGCGACCCUGUGAGUGGCUACUGCCGCUGCUACCCCGGCUGGACAGGAAUCCACUGUGAUAACGUGUGUCCACAAGGCUUCUGGGGACCAAACUGUUCAGUCAGCUGCUCCUGUCAAAACGGAGGCUCCUGCUCUCCAGAGGAUGGCACAUGCGUGUGUGCUCCUGGAUACAGAGGGACAUCCUGCAAAAGAAUCUGUUCCCCGGGGUUCUACGGGCACCGCUGCAGCCAGUCGUGUCCGCAGUGUGUGCACAGCACCGGGCCUUGCCAUCACGUCACGGGCCACUGUGAGUGCCUGUCCGGCUUCUCUGGCUCACUGUGCAACCAAGUCUGCCCUAGCGGCAGGUUUGGGAGGGCCUGUGCUGAAAUCUGCCUCUGUACCAACAACGGCACCUGCAACCCCAUUGACGGCUCCUGUCAGUGCUUCCCUGGUUGGAUAGGAGAGGAUUGCUCUCAGGCCUGUCCCUCGGGGCACUGGGGCCCUGAUUGUCUCAACUCGUGUAACUGUCACAACGGAGCUCAGUGCAGUGCCUACGAUGGGGAGUGCAGGUGCAGCCCUGGUUGGACUGGACUCUACUGCACACAGCGUUGUCCUUCAGGCUUCUACGGCAGGGACUGCGCUGAAGUGUGCCGCUGCCAGAACGGUGCAGACUGUGACCACAACAGUGGCCAGUGUGCUUGUCGAACAGGCUUCAUUGGGACGAGCUGUGAGCAGAAGUGUCCUGCUGGUACAUUUGGAUACGGCUGCCAACAGCUGUGUGAGUGCCUGAACAAUGCUACCUGCGACUAUGUGACCGGAACAUGUUACUGCAGCCCCGGAUAUAAAGGCAUCCGCUGCGAUCAAGCAGCUCUGAUGAUGGAGGAGCUCAACCCGUACACAAAGAUUAGCCCAGCCCGAGGCUCGGAGCGUCAGUCCGCAGGGGCCGUCAUGGGCAUCAUCUUCCUACUCCUCAUCAUCAUGGCCAUGCUGAGUCUGUUUGUGUGGUACAGACAAAGACAGAGAGACAAAGGCCAUGAGAUCCAGCCCAGUGUGUCCUACACACAGGCCAUGCACAUCACCAACACAGACUACUCCCUGUCUGAGUGUGGCAGCACUGUAGCCAUGAGGUCCAGUGCUACAGAGGUGAAUCAGAGUGCAGGCACCAGCAGCAGCAGUGGUCAGUGCUUCUCCAACCCCAGUUACCACACUGUGGCCCAGUGUAACGUGGUCUCAACCAUCUCCAGCAACCUGGACGGCACUCUGACCCUCAAAUCGAGCACCCUGAAAAACAGAAAUGGCUCAGAGUGGAGAGCCUACUGCAACCUCAAUGACAUAGAUGUUCAACAGGGAGAGACACAGACGCAGAGAUCCUCCAGAAAAGAUUACAUCAAGGCCUCCAUGUGUAGCAACAGCUCCUGCUCCCUGAACAGUGAGAAUCCAUACGCCACCAUCAGAGACCCUCCAGGGUUGACAUGCAAACACACAGAGAGCAGCUAUGUGGAGAUGAAGUCCCCCUCCCACCGCGAGGUGCCCUUUGGAGGCACCGCCACCCUCCUGGGCAGUGCCAGCAGGAAUGUCUAUGAAGUGGAGCCAACGGUGAGUGUCCUGCAGGGACCCAAUGGAAUGGCCACCGGCUUCUCCCAGAAUCCCUACGACCUCCCCCGCAGCAGCCACAUCCCUAGUCACUAUGAUAUCCUCCCCAUGCGUCACAGCCCCACACACACACCCCCGCCUCCCCCAGAGAGCCCCAGCUCCCUGCUCUAGAUGGACACGCCCACAUACCCUCUCUCCACCUGGCUCAGACAGCCUGCUGGCAUCCAGGCGACGUUCAGACAGCGUUUAAGCGACGGCCCUCCCUCUGUCUCCAUGUGAUUAGAUACUGAGAUGUCAAGAUGGAGAGACAGCCUGCGCUCUGUGACUCCCUCACUCGCACUCUUGGAAGGAGGGGAGAAGGAAAGAGUGUCCCACACACCAGCGACCAUUCACCCGUUUUAUUUUCUUAUAAAAACUGAUCACUCUAACUGCUGCACGGCCUCUUUAUGGACCUCCUGAAGUGGAACAUGGUGAUUCCAAAUAAGCAGGGAGAGAGCUAUCAUUACGCUCAUUUCAGCCCGUGAUACAGGUUUACUAUUGAAGAGCAGCAGAGUGUUUAUAAUGUUCACUAAACAGGAAGGAUUUUCUCCACAGGGAGGAAUGUAUAGCAGCAUCGAUCAUUUCAAAGCAGGUGAGGUUUAGCUCACCAUGCAGAUAUCAGCUCUGAAUUUUCACUGUGCAGCAGCUGUAGAUCACAGAGCAGCUGAUGACGAUUACUCUGAAAGUUCAUGAAAAUAUGAGGGACUUUUUUCCAAAAAUGGAACAUGGAAAAAGGUGAAGAAGUAUGCUAAAGCAUGGACACAUUUUAGAAUAUUGUAAUAGUCCUUUAUUCACUGUUAUCCAGUAAUGAUCACACUCAGUUAAAACUCAGUUGAUCCCUGUGUGUAGCUUCUUUUAAGUCUAAACGAGGCCUGAUGUGUCUGCAGAUGUUUUCAGGUCACCAGUGUUCACAUAUUAUAGCACCACUAUGAGACACUUACAUGCAGUAUAGGUCUUAAGAUUUUCUCCCCGCACUGAUGAAGUGAUCAGAUCUUGUGUUUGUUUUCUAUGUGAAAGCUUUUUAUCUUGCAGAUGUCUUAGUUUACAUU